GAAAUUUGAAAUGUAACGUUUCCAUUUCUUCUCAGGAUCCGAAGGCGUCCGAGCAGUUCAUCAACUUUGUAGCAUUUUGGUGAUACUUUUGCUGUAUUUAAUUGGUUUGGUGGAUCCUUCAUAUCACAAACGUUUAUUGUGAUAAAUCAGCUAAAUUAUUGACACAAAUAUUAAAAAUGUGUGAUGAUACUGUUCGCGUUGCUUUACGUAUCCGUCCAUUAGUGGUAAGCGAGAUCGAGAAAGGAUGUCAGAUGUGUUUGGAUGUGAUUCCUGGAGAACCACAAGUUCACAUACUCAACAGCAACAAAUCAUUUACAUAUAAUUAUGUCUUUUCUCCUGAUGUUGGACAAGAAGAAUUUUAUGAUGUAGCUAUUAGACAAUUACUGGACAAUAUCUUUCAAGGAUAUAAUAUUACAAUAUUGGCUUAUGGUCAGACUGGUAGUGGUAAGACUCAUUCAAUGGGUACAAAUUACACAGGAGUCGAAGAAAAGGGUAUUAUACCAAGAGUUGUAGAAGACAUGUUCAAGACGAUUAAAUCAAAAGAAGAUUGGAGCUUUAAAGUUAAAGUUUCAUUCAUGGAAUUAUACCAAGAGCAAUUGUACGAUCUCUUGUCUGAUAAACAGAGAAGUCAAUCCAUCGUGGACAUCAGGGAAGAUGGGAGGAGCAUAAAAAUCGAUCGUAUAACAGAAAAAGAAGUGACAAAUGCCGAAGAGAUACUGGAAUGUCUGAGCCAGGGCUCCACAGGUCGUGUAACUGGAGCAACUGCAAUGAACGCCCACAGUAGUCGUAGCCAUGCGAUAUUUACAAUUUGUAUACGCCAGCAGAAAAAUAAUGACCCGAAUACAGAGACUGUUGCAAAGUUUCAUCUCGUUGAUUUAGCGGGAUCCGAACGUAGUAAAAAAACUCAAGCCACAGGGGAGAGGUUUAAGGAAGGUAUAAAUAUAAACAAAGGACUGCUUGCUUUAGGCAAUGUCAUUUCUCAGCUCGGUGAUGGUGCUUCUGGCUCUUACAUCGGAUACAGGGACAGCAAACUUACGAGACUGUUACAAGAUUCCUUGGGCGGUAAUUCCAUGACUCUCAUGAUUGCCUGUGUUAGUCCUGCCGAUUACAAUUUGGAUGAAACUCUCAGUACUUUGAGAUAUGCGGAUCGCGCGCGCAAGAUAAAGAAUAAGCCUGUGGUGAAUCAAGAUCCGAAGGUUGCGGAGAUAAAUCGGCUGAACAAAUUGACUCAGGAACUGCGGUUGGAGCUUAUGAAUCAGGAAAUCGGUAUAACGUGUCCCAAGGAGCACGAGGAACUGGAUGAGAAGUGCAGUACGUUACAACAUAAGCUUCGAGAUAUGACGGAGAAGUUAAAUUUGAAUUUGGCUGAGAUCGUUAUCAUGCACGAACGAGCUGAAAUGGCCGAACAGGCUCGUGAAAAGAUCAGAUCCGCCAUGGCGUUAGUGCUAGAUGAAUUUAAGCAAAUUCUUCAAGAGUUUGAUAUCUGUCACGAGAUCGACGUUGAGAGACGCAACAAAUUGAAAGANUAAAAUUUUUUUUUUUUUUUUUUUUUUCUCACUUAAUUUCUCUCGACAAUACUUUAAUUUGACGCUUGUUUUAUGUGUGCAGAAAUUCAAACUGACGAGAGAAAGGCGUCCGAGGAAUUGCUAAAUUACGAGAUAUCCGUGGAUUCUAAGAAUUCUGUGACGUUCAUAAAAGAAGACGCGGAAUGCGUACAUACGGGCGAUUUGAACAAUGUCGGGGAUAGCUUGGAUUACUUCGAUAAAAAGGAAGAGGAGCAUACGUUACGACAAGCAGAACGAAAUAACGAGGUUCAAAAUAUCAAUAAAGAGCUGGCGCUCAAAGAGAGUCUUGUGUCGGAGCUGAUGAAAAGUAUCACCCAACAAACUGCGGAAAGUCACCGGGACGUUGCGGAAAUGGAAAAGGAAAUCGAGAGGCUGCAUGCGGAAAGAGAGGAACACUUACAAGCAGUUCAUGCACGCAACAUUACAUCCAAAUUGGCCGAGACACGUCGCAAGAAAGUACAGGAAUUGGAAAAGAAGAUAACGGAGCUGACGCGCAAAUGUCAGGAGCAGAACAAAAUAAUCAAGGGGAAGGAGAAGCAGGAUCAACGGAUCAAAACUCUUUCCGACGAGAUACAAUCGUUGAAAGAAGCCAGAGUCAAACUCGUUAGACAGAUGCGCAACGACGCGAACAAUUUUACAAAGUGGAAACAGUCCCGGGAGAAGGAGAUCAUCAAAUUAAAGACUCAAGAUCGCAAGCGUGCUUUCGAAAUGGUACGCUUGAAAAUGCAGCACAAUAAACAGGAGAUCGUCUUCAAGAGGAAAAUGGAGGAAGCGUUCGCCGUUAACAAGAGGCUAAAGGGUGCAUUGGAGAUGCAGAAGAAGGCGAUGGAACGGCAAGAGAAAAAGGCUAACAGUAAGGAUGAGAUGAAAACGUGGGUGGCUCAAGAAUUGGAAGUGUUAAUGGCGACGAUAGACGCGAACUUGUCUCUUGAAAAACUGAUGCAAGACAGAGCCGCCUUGUCUUAUCAGUUGGAGCAAUUGAAAAAAAGCAACAAUCCCGAUGAAGAGGAGUGUGCAACUCUUACAGUGUUAAUAGAUUUGCGUAAUACGCAAAUCGCCGAUCUUCAGAAAGAAAUUGUCGAGUCGGACCAAGAAACCAGAGCAAGUACAAGAUGGAACAGAAUACACAACGUUGCGGACGCCAAGGUCAUAUGUCAAACGGCAUUUCAUCUGGUCGGACAAGAGAGGAAGCAACAAUGUUACAAAUUUAACGAACUCAAAGACAAAUACUUAAAUCUACAAGCACAAUUAGAAGAAUAUAUAAAAAGGGAAAAGGACAACAAGACAUAUUCCCUGGAAAAUACAUCUAACGUGUCUUCGAACAGCAUAGAGACAUCAGCACAAUCGAAUCAACGGAUCUUAAAAGAAAGUAACUUGAACAACGAAAACAAAACGAAAUCUGAGGUCAAAAGAAAGAAAAAUCCGUUGGAUCUUUUCGUUGAGAAUACUUACGCAGAGCAUGAUAAUAGUUUAACCAUGGAAGAAGACGACGUUAAGAAUGAUCCCGAUUGGAAAAAUACACCGCUUUACAAUCGCAUACAGAAGUUACAGAAUAAGUCAAAGCUCUCGGUGCAACGGUUGACUUAUAAAUUAGAAACUAAUGAUAUAAAAUGUUCUUGUAAAACAAAAUGCGCUACACGGAUAUGUUCGUGUCGCAAGAAUAAUAUUAUUUGCAACAAUUGUAACUGUAAUCCUGAACAGUGUCAAAAUAGAGACCAAGAAGACUUGCGUGAGCUGUUCUCGGAUAUCAUGGAGAACGAAGUGAUUUCUAAUUAGAUAAGAAAUGAAUGAGGAAAAGCUGUCGAAAUGUCGAAAAACUGUUUCGUUGUAACAAACGCUUGCGUUUUGAUAUAUCCUUGUCGAUGAAUUUAUGUUGUAUGCAUUUAUUUAUUAGAAAGUUUAGAUAAUAGGUAACGGCAGAGAGUAAAAACAAUGGCUUUAACUCUCGCUCGAGCACAAACGACUAAGUGACGUGCCUACGCCCCUCUAAGCGUUUGAAACACUGUCAUAAGUAAAAGAUGCAAUUUACAAGAGGAAAAUGGAGGAAGCGCUUCCUCCAUUUUUCUCUUGAAAACGAUCUCCUGUUUAUUGUGUUGCAUUUUCAAGCGUACUAUUUCGAAAGCACGCUUGCGAUCUUGAGUCUUUAAUUUGUUGAUUAUGGUAUUCAUCUCAAGUCUCUUAGUAUCGUGCUUGUCACAUGUGUACAUACAAUUGUCUUCAUCAUGAACACAUUUAUCUCGCGUUUCUAUUAGUUUUAUAUAAAUGACACUAUUAUUCAUUCAAUGAUUAUACAACAAUGAAAACUAGUUUACAUUUUAUCACUCAGAAGAUAUACUGACGAAUAAAGA
Messenger RNA from Dinoponera quadriceps, 3913 nucleotides. RefSeq names its product chromosome-associated kinesin KIF4 (gene Klp3A). The transcript is spliced from 12 exons. The record is from RefSeq and is a predicted model, not a curated record. Gene Ontology annotation, biological process: mitotic spindle organization; microtubule-based movement. Gene Ontology annotation, molecular function: microtubule binding; ATP binding; microtubule motor activity. Lineage: Eukaryota; Metazoa; Arthropoda; Insecta; Hymenoptera; Formicidae.